Linum tenue is the source of this 381-nucleotide messenger RNA. Lineage: Eukaryota; Viridiplantae; Streptophyta; Magnoliopsida; Malpighiales; Linaceae. The record is from the annotation of a GenBank genome assembly.
AUGUUGCAGCGUUUGGGGAUAGUGAUGGCGACCCCGGGAUUGAUUCCGGCCUGCUUAGCCAAGGGGGACAGCAGCACGGCGCAAAGGCACUUGGGAGCCGCCUUGAUCAGCCCGCCAACUUUCGAGCAACACGCCGGCGGCACAGCUGCUCUGGCGUUCCGAGCAGCGCUCAAGCACGGGCUCAGGCUAGCCGCUGCAGCCCUAAUUGGUGUCUUCCCGCAGGCACUGCCGCCUCCGCCUCCUCGACGUCCCGCUGCUUCAACAUUGAUCAUCAUGUUAGCGUUAGAAAGGAACAGAAUGGAGAGUAUGGCAGCAGCAGCAACCCAAUUCGCUCUACCGGCGGCCAUGAUUAACGUGUAUGUAAGUAAACAGUUAAUCUGA